UUGUUUUCCCUUUUUUUCUCAGCCACCGAACUUGACUGUUGUGUAAUUCCCGUGCGUAAUAACUUGAAGCUCAUUCAAACAACCGAUUUCUUCUAUGCGAAUAUUGAUGAUCCCUACACCAUGGAAUGUGCUCUGAAGGCUGGAACAAGUGUUCGAGGUGGUCAAACGACAUACAAUCCCUGGGUUCUGAUUGGUGGAGCAGCUACUGCUGUUGUACCUGACUCCGAAUAUAUUAUGCCAACCCAAUCCAAGCCGGGUGAUGUACUGGUGUUAACUAAGCCUUUGGGCACUCAGCUGGCAGUGACAGCCUACAAUUGGAUGAAGGAUCAAAGUGACACCUGGAAAGAGAAAUGUACCCCUCGAAUCACCGAGGAGAAGAUGGCGAGUUUGUAUAACGCCGCGACACUCUCCAUGGCUCGGCUUAAUCGUUAUGCUGCCAAGUUGAUGCACAUUCACGGUGCUCGGGCCUGUACAGAUGUGACUGGCUUUGGGGCUCUGGGUCAUGCUCGUAAUCUAGCUGCUGUUCAGACAGCUGAGGUAACCUUCGAGAUCGAUCGAUUACCUUGCCUAGAGGGGGCUUACCAACUGUCCAAAGCACUUGCCGCUAAACAUCACCUUGACACUGCACUAACUCCUGAAACAUCGGGUGGACUUUUGAUUGCAAUACCAGAAGAGAAAGCUGUGAGGUAUAUUAAGGAUCUUUAUGAGUUGGAUGGCAAUCAGUCGUGGAUAGUUGGACGAGUAAUUUCCGCGCCUACUCCUGCAGAUGCUCGAACCGCACGUCUUUCUACCAACCUGGAGAUUAUUGAGGUUCCGCAUGACUCCGUUGUUUAG
Molecule: messenger RNA, 834 nt
Organism: Rodentolepis nana
Lineage: Eukaryota; Metazoa; Platyhelminthes; Cestoda; Cyclophyllidea; Hymenolepididae
Source: the annotation of a GenBank genome assembly